AUGGCAUUAACAUUGUCUAGUAAUAAUUUUGAAGUGAACAUUCAUCCCGUGGCUUUGUUCAAUAUUGUUCAUGCUUAUGAACGUCGAAGUGAAAAAUUUGAUACCAUUCUUGGAACUUUAUUAGGUACACGUACAGCUGAUUCAAUCGAAGUUGUCGACAGUUUUGUUGUACCACAUUCAACACAUAGUGAUGCUCUUUAUAAUGUCGAUUAUGCAUCAACAAUGGCAAGUUUUUAUCGAAAAGUGAAUUCGACUCAAACAACUGUCGGAUGGUAUUCAACAGGUUCCGAUAUGAUAUCAGGUGCAAAUUUAAUUCAUGAAUUUUAUACACAUGAAACACGAAAUCCAGUAUAUAUACUUCUUGAUACAAGUUUAAAAAAUGAUUCAAGUUUUCAAAUAAAAGCAUAUAUGGGAGCUCCUUUUGGUGUUAAAGAUAAAGAUAAAUUAAAACCACAUGGAACUAUAUUUACACCAAUACCUGUUCGUAUUGUUACUUAUGAUGAAGAAAAAGCAGCAAUCGAUCUAUUUCAAGCUGGAAAGUUUAGUAAAAAUUUUCAAGUUAAGCCACCUGGUGAACUUGAUCAAGUUCAAGUUGCUUUGGACAAACUUUUAUUUAUGCUUAAACAUUUAACAACAUAUGUUGAUGAUAUUAUAUCAGGUAAAAAACCAUCCGAUCCAAAAAUUGGUCGUAUGUUAAUGACUUUAAUAAAUACCGUACCACGGGUUGAUGCUAAAGAUCUUGAAAACAUGGUUAAUACAAGCAUGAACGAUCUUCUUAUGAUUCAAUAUCUUUCACAAGCAGUUAAGGCACAAUUAGUACUCAAUGAAAAAUUAACAUCAACAUAA
Molecule: messenger RNA, 846 nt
Organism: Rotaria sordida
Lineage: Eukaryota; Metazoa; Rotifera; Eurotatoria; Philodinida; Philodinidae
Source: the annotation of a GenBank genome assembly